Messenger RNA from Prunus mume (Japanese apricot), 1587 nucleotides. RefSeq lists its product as uncharacterized. Lineage: Eukaryota; Viridiplantae; Streptophyta; Magnoliopsida; Rosales; Rosaceae. The record is from RefSeq and is a predicted model, not a curated record.
CCCUUUCUCAACAGUUCUUCUUUUUUCUCCCAAUAGUACGCCUGCCUUCGAAAGCUCCAUUCCUGUUUACCAGGAUCCUGGAACCAUUCCUCGAUUGAUUGAAAAUUACGAGUCGAAUUUCCCAAACCCGUAUUUUCCCAGUGAAUCAAAGCCUCCUCCUCCUCCAUUGAAACACAUGCAGAGCUCAAACUUAAAACUCCCAAACAGCAAAUCAGGAAAGAACGCUACCCAGACAAAUCGUUUUAUACAGUAAGGCGCAAAAUGUUUGGUAUUUCGUACGGAGAGCUCUUCCUCUUGAUCGGAGCCACGGCUGCUCUAGUCGGACCAAAGGAUUUGCCUAGAAUUGCUAGAACAGCAGGGAGGUUAGCGGGUCGGUCAAUUGGGUAUGUUCAGUUAGCUAGAGGCCAAUUCGAUAAUGUUAUGCAGCAGUCUCAAGCCCGCCAGGUUCAUAAAGAACUUCAAGAUGCACUUGCACAACUAGAGUCGAUUCGUUAUGAAGUCCGGAGUAUAUCACUUAUGAAUCCUGGUCCUAUGGCUCGAAGGCUGAUGGAUAAUCCUCAGGACCCGGCUCCUCUGAGUGAUGGGGCCAACAGUUCACUUGAGAAGCCUAAGGAGGAGCUGAAGUCAAGAAAUCCUGUGGUGAAGGAUGAUACUUUCAGAACCUCAGACUCACCUAAUUUGCAUAGUCAAGCAACUGCGUAUGCAAAGUUGGCUGAAUCUGAUGCCGUGAAGACUGGCUAUUUGAAGAGCAGUGCAGAGCAAGAAAACCUUAAAGAUGAAAGUGGUCUUUUCGUUGUCCUCCCAAUUUCAGCUGAAAGCACUGGGAUGCUACCAAAUCGCAAAGAGAAUGUUCAGGGAUCAGACAUUGUGUUGGAAGCAAUAGUUGAAGCAGAGGUAGCACGUAAUGCCAAAGAUUUCUUUUCACAGCCUGAAAAUCAAAUACAGUGAACUGAAAAGGGGGUAAGGGCAGGAGAAUGUGUGUGAGCCAAUUUGUUUUUGGCUAUGCAUAUCAACACAUGCUAGUUUUACAAUGCUAGCUCAAUUGCUGGCAUUAUUUGCUGGUGAAAAUGCAGCACGAUUGGCUUCAAUUUCCCUUAGGUGGUGUUUGAUUCAAAGGAAUUAACUGCAAUGGAAUGCAAUCAUUGCUAUUGAAAGCUCCAUUACAAUGUUCGUUUUGGCAAUAUGACUCUUGAAAGCCCAUUCCUAUAGCUGUUGGUGGACCAUUUCCAAAAUAGAAUGGGUGGAAACCCGUUCAAACAUGACGCCCAUUGGAUGCCAACACCUCAAGCCCUAGGAGUUCCCUUCCAUGGUUUUCACUUCUCGGUCUCUCACCUCAAGCUCAACCAGUUCACUUUCAUGGGUUCCCAUUUGUAUUUUGAAAACCUGAUCAACAGGAUUCUUUCACCAACAGACUCUGAAACCAGUCUACAGAAUGAUAUUAGUUUCUAGAUUUUAGUCUAUAAUUCUUGUUCUGUUGCAGAUAAGUCUUUGAUCAAACAUGUAUAAUAUAUAUCAUCCCUGUAAAGAACACCAAUAUCAUAUUGAGUUAUUAAUGUAAUCUACUGCAAUGUGAUAUGAUUUGUCACA